This is a messenger RNA of Closterium sp. NIES-65, 2163 nucleotides long. Lineage: Eukaryota; Viridiplantae; Streptophyta; Zygnematophyceae; Desmidiales; Closteriaceae. The record is from the annotation of a GenBank genome assembly.
AUGGGAGGGGGGGAGUAUAGCCUGAGUGACUAUAGCGCAGGUGCCUCAAGAGGAGGUGAUGACGUGGCAGGCAGAAGGGAGCGACGUACAUGGGAAAGAAUGUGGAAAGGGAGGGCGGGAAGCGGGAGCAGAGGGGGGGAGAUGGGGGAGGCGGGGUUGGGGGAGGGGAAUGGGAGGGAGAGGGGAUGGAGGGAAGGGGGGGACUGGGGGGAGGGGAAGGAGUGGAGGGAGGAGGCCGGGUUGAGAAGGCUGAGGCGAUUGCUGCAGAGAGAUGAGGAGAGAGUUCAGGUGAGAGUUCAGGUGAAAGUUCAGGUGAGAGUUCAGGUGAGAGUUCAGGUGAGAGUUCAGGUGAAAUUUCAGGUGAUGGCUCAGAUGAAAGGUCAGGUGAGAGUUCAGGUGACGGUUCAGGUGAGAGUUCAGGUGAGGGCUCAGGUGAGAGUUCAGGUGAGAAUUCAGGUGAGGGCUCAGAGAUGUGGGGGUAUGGGUGUGGGGGAUGGGUGUGGGGGGAGGGUGUGGGGGAUGGGUGUGGGGGAUGGGUGUGGGGGAUGGGUGUGGGGGAUGGGUGUGGGGCCUGGGGGUAUGGGUGUGGGGCCUGGGGGGAUGGGUGUGGGGCCUGGGGGGAUGUAUACAUCAAUGAAGUAUGGCGGGUCGGCGGCAGUGACUCGCAUUCAUGGCGUAUCUUCCUGGAAGGGUGAGAGGGAGAAAGGAGGGAUGGGUGGGGAUGGGUGGGGAUGGGUGGAUAUGGGUGUCCUGGGCAGCCACGGGAAGACAAGCCAGCUCUACUACAUAGCAGUGGGUCUCGGCACCCCCCCCCGCACCUACUUUCUCGACAUAGACACGGGAAGCCAUGUCUCCUGGGUGGCGUGCGAUGCUCCCUGCGUGAACUGCGCUCAGGGCCCCAACCCAUGGUACAACCCCUCCCAUGCCUCUCUGGUGGACUGCCGUUCCGACCUCUGCCAAGCCGCACAGACAGGCUUCAUCCGAGGCUGCUCCUCAGGCUCGGAAGGUGUCGAAGCUGAGGAAGUGGUCCAGGGGGGCAUGGGGAUGAAGGAAGGGGAGGGGGUUCACACCAAGCCACGGCAUUUACAAGAGGCGUCCAGAGGGGUUAUGAACGGUACCAGCAGCGUUGCAGCAGGUGCUGCUAGUGCUGCUGGUGGUGCUGGUGACAGCAACCGGAGUGACAAUAACGAGGGUGACAGCAGCAGCAGCGGCCAGUGUGACUAUGACAUAGUGUACGCAGACGGAAGCAGCUCCCAGGGUGUGCUUGUAACGGAUAGGUUACUGUUCCUGCACCCCUCGGGCACACUCAAGGCCGCGCAAUUCACAUUCGGCUGUGCAUACGACCAGGAGGGGGAUCUCGCCAUCUCCCCUGCUCGCUCCGAUGGGGUGCUGGGUCUCGGCCCAUCCAACCUCUCGCUCCCUGCCCAGCUGUCCAGAGCAGGGGCGGGGCGAAACGUGUUUGGCCACUGUCUCGAUUCGGCAGUAUCUGGGGGAGGUUACUUCUUCAUAGGGGAAGCGCUUUUACCCAGCACCCUCACCUGGACCCCCCGUGCUGCCACCAGCGACACCCGCUACUACCACGCAUCCCUCCUCCGCAUCUCCUACGGUUCCAAGAAGCUUCCCAUCGACGAUCCCAAGGCGCUCCACAAUAAGCACGCAGGCUCUGCCUCUGCUUAUAACGAGGAUGGUGGAGUGGAGAGCGGAGGGGCAAUAUUUGACUCGGGGUCGUCAUUUGCAUACCUGCCUGCUGCACCAUUUGACGCACUGCUAGAGAUGGUAUCAGCCGAUGCAGCAGCAGCAGGCAUGCAGGCAGACACCACCGUGACUGUGCUACCGCACUGCUGGCGGGCGGGUAAAGGGGCAGCCGAGAUCAGGUCCACCGUUGAUGUGGCAUCUCAUUUCUCUCCGCUCACUUUCUCGUUUAAGUCACACUCCAUCUUCUCCACAUCAGCUGAUCUCUCCGUUGCUCCUUCAACAUAUCUCCUCUCACCAAGGCAUGGCACAGUUUGCCUUGGCAUUCUGGACGGAGAUGAGUCAAUCGCAUUGGGAGGCAAUUCCCGAACCAUCAUCGGAGAUAUCACGAUGCGGGGUUACCUUAUGGUGUAUGAUAUUGAGAAUGCAAGGAUCGGUUGGUCCCUGGCGAAUUGUUCCUCCAAACCAUGA